Prinia subflava (tawny-flanked prinia) is the source of this 2005-nucleotide messenger RNA. RefSeq names its product perilipin-3-like. Gene Ontology annotation, biological process: positive regulation of triglyceride storage; lipid storage. The coding region runs from base 100 to 1623 and encodes 507 amino acids. Gene Ontology annotation, cellular component: cytosol; lipid droplet. NCBI's taxonomy places the organism in Eukaryota, Metazoa, Chordata, Aves, Passeriformes, Cisticolidae. The transcript is spliced from 8 exons. The record is from RefSeq and is a predicted model, not a curated record.
UGGCUCCCGCCCCCCGCGGGGCCGGGCUGGGCGGGGCCCGGGGUCGCGAUUUCGCCCGGGGGUCGCGACAGAACCCCACCCCCACCCCCCGCCGCUGCCAUGUCGGCCGAAGACGCCGCAGCUCCGGCGGAGGCCGAGCUGGAGACGAAGAGCGUGGUGAGCCGCGUGGCCAGCCUGGCCCUGGUGAGCUGCGCCUGCGGGGCCGUGGCCGCGGCGUACGGGCGCACCAAGCAGAGCCACCCGUGCGUGCGCUCCGUGUGCGCCGCCGCCGAGAAGGGGCUGAGGACGCUGAGGGCGGCAGCAGCGAGCGGGGCCCAGCCCCUCCUCACCCGCCUGGAGCCCCAGAUUUCCACUGCCAACAAAUUGGCCUGCAAAGGGCUGGACAAGCUGGAGGAGAAGCUGCCCAUCCUGCAGCAGCCCCCCGAGAGGGUGGUGGCCGGGACCAGGGCGCUGGUGUGGGGCGCGGUGAGCGGGGCGGCGGCCGGGGUGCGCUCGGCGCUCGGGGCCGUGCUGGGCGCCCGCGUGGGGCGGCUGCUGGCCACGGGUGCCGUGCUGGGCACGCCGGGGGAGCUGCUGGGCCGGUGCCACCCCGGGACGCACGAGGAGCCGGCAGCGGCGGCUGGCACGGAGGUGACCACGGGCACAGAGGUGACCACAGGCACGGAGGUGACCACGGGAACCGAGGUGACCACAGGCACAGAGGUGACCACGGGCACGGAGGUGACCACGGGCACGGAGGUGGCCAGGGGCACAGAGGUGACCAGGGGCACGGAGGUGGCCAGGGGCACAGAGGUGACCAGGGGCACGGAGGUGGCCAGGGGCACAGAGGUGACCACGGGCACGGAGGUGGCCAGGGGCACAGAGGUGACCAGGGCCCCAGAGGAGACCAGGGACACGGAGGUGACCAGGGACACGGAGGUGGCCGUGCAGGAGCAGCAGAGGCGGUGGCAGAGCUACUUUGUCCGCGUGGGCGCCCUGUCGGCCAGGCUGCCGCACCGGGCCCUGCGGCGCUCGCUGGGCGACCUGCAGCGGGCACGGCUCCGAGCCCAGCGGCUCCUGGCCCAGCUGCACCACGUCAUCCGGCUGAUCGAGGAGGGGCAGCAGGGCACGGACGGGCCCUGGCACAGCACCCGGGAGCACCUGCACGGGCUGUGGCUGGAGUGGAGCCAGCAGGAUGCGGUGCCCAUGGAGGACAACGAGGUGGAGGCUCGGACCCUGGCCAUGCUCCAGGGGCUCCUGCACCAGCUCCACGCCGCCUGCUCCCACCUGGCCGCCGGCGCCCGGGCGUUCCCCAGCAGCGUGCAGGAGACGGCGGGACACGUCCGGCACGGCGUGGAGGGCGUCCAGGCCUCCCUGGCCAGCGCCCGCUCCUUCCAGGACCUGUCGGGGCUGGUGCUGGCGCAGAGCCGGGACGCGGUGACGCGGGCACAGCUGAGCCUCGAGGGGCUGCUGGAGCACGUGGGGCAGCACACGCCCCUGCCCUGGCUCCUGGGACCUUUCGCCCCCGCGCUCGUGGAGUACCCGGAGGACGUCCCGGUGGAUAUGUCCAAGUGGGAGGGCUGUGACACCGUGGGGGGGACGCACCGGGUGCCCACGGCCCCCCAGGUCUGCAGCCAGCUCUGAGGCACUGGUGCUGCUGGGGGAGCGCCCACCCAGAGCCACGACCCCGAAUCCCACCGGGAGCGAGGGGAUGAUGGAGCUGGGACCCGGCGUGGGACUCCUGCGGGGAUGGUGACUCGUGGAGGACACACUGUGAGUCUGUCUGGCGGCCAGGGCUGCCCUCAGCCCCAGGAGCGCUGGGAUUUCAUGUCUUAACAGCCUCAAACCAGUUUAAAGAGGAGGAAAACAACUUUUUUGGCCUUAAAAUGACUCAGAGUCUGCAGUGCUGUGGCAGAGUUACUGUGCCGCGCUCACCGGGGGGCUCUGCACGGGCGGCAGAGCGGUGGCACCCCCGGGGGGGGCUCAAAAGGGGGUGCUGGGGUGGGACAGCACCCAGAUGGGACGG